AUGAAGGAAUCAAUGAAAACUGAACCACAACUCCCGAUGAGAGGUUUACUUCAUCGAGUAGCCAGCAGUAAUGAUGAGGAUGAUGAGGACGGAAUGUUGGUGUACAGUACACCGAAAACUCAUCAGAAACAUCAAAGACUGAUCGGCUCGGUCGAUCAAAGUGGCCCGAGAACAAGUAAGCAAAUGUGCAGUAUCCAUGAUGGAAUCCUCAAGGACAAUGGUGAUGAUGAUGACCAAUCAUCGGUGUAUUCCUUUGAUUCCAUCUUACCAUCACCACCUUCCGUUCAUCAUGAUCAAGACGAUGAAAAAAAUGUUUUUCACGGCGAUGAGGCUUUGUCGGUGAUGAACUCAUCAAACCCCAAGAUGAAUAAUAUCCAUCAUUUAUCGUUCACGUUGGACUCAAACAGCUCAAAACGUAACUUUAACAAUCUUCUAUUAUCAAAAGAAAAAGUAGUGAGUGAAUCCGAUGAGGAGGAGUCUGAGGAAUCUGAUGAUGAACUGAGUUUAUUUUCCAUGAAGAAAUCAAAAAAGAAGGUGGAAACAAACAAGAAGAGAAAAGUCUCUCAGUCCAAUGGUUCUGAUAUCAAAGUAAAUCUAGAUUUAAUGCAUUUAACAAAAUUGGAGACGGAAAACAUCAAAUCACAUGAAAGGAAAUUAGUCAUUCCAUCUCUAAUAUUAACACAGCAACAAGUGAACACAAAAGACAAUUCUGAAAAAAGCUCUCAAGCAACACAAGAAAAUGACACCGAAAAAAAACCACUACUGGAACAAUCCGAGCCAUCAAACAGUGCAGGUACAGAAUUAAUCCUCGACAAUUUUACACCUUGUGAUAAUGUUAAUAAUACUAUGCAAGAAAAUUUGGUGGAUGAAGAAUACAUUGUAUCGCUAACUCCUGAAUUGGAGGAAAAGGAACCAGUUACAGUUGAACCCGUCCAAGGAGAGAUGGUUAACCAGGACAUGAAUGACAACAACACUGUAACUUUCACACAAGCUCACCAUGUUGACAAUAUUAGGAGUGACAAUGGUAUUAAUUUCCCACCUGAUGCGCCUUUGGAGGAUAUUUUAUAUUUAGAUUUUAUUGAAUCGAAUUCACCAAAUCAUCACCACUCUGAAAAACAGAACAUUUCUGAAGAUGAGGAAACAAAUAUUGAAGUAAUUGUGCCAAAGAAAAUGAUUGAUAUUUGUACACAAACAGACAAAAUAUUCAUUCCUUCCUAUACAUCACGAAACGAUUUGGGAGACAAAAAUAAUAUCUGUUCCAUAUGCUUAAAUGUCUGGAGCUCAACUGGACUUCAUCAAGUUUGUUGCUUAGGAUGUGGGCAUUUGUUUGGCAAAAAUUGUAUUGAGAAAUGGUUGAAAAAGAAUUCUACCUGCCCUAAGUGUAAGAAAACUGCAGACAGAUCUCAUAUUCGUCUUCUCUAUAUUGACAAUUUAUCUGCAGUUGAUAGUCAAAGGUUGGACCAACUCGAAAAACAAUUGGAACAUGAAGUUAAUCUUCGAAAGACCCUUGAGAAUAUGAAGAACGGUUUAGAACUCAGAGUGAAGAUGCUUAUGGAACAAUUAGGUCAGCCAGGGGCUGCUGUUUUGGCAUUGUCACCGAACACAGAUUCGAAUGUGGAACAAAAAGAAACAGAUCAAAAAAAAUCGCUCAUUCAACGAUCUCUAGAGCUUGCAGAACGAAAAAAGAGAGACUUUAUACUAAAUGACCAUGAAGGAAGUAGAGUUAUUCAAAGCUCAAAAUCCAAAAAGAAGGGUCAAUUUCCAAGAAAACGUUCAAGUUCAUGUCCAAAACAAAUAUUUCAACUUAGCUUGUUAGAAAAAAGUUCUCUCAUUGAGAUCUCAAAUCCAUCUCUUGGCUCUAAGGCUGUAUCACUACUCAUGAGUUUUGAGAGCAAAGACAAAACAUGCGGCUUUUAUUCAUUUACCAAUGUGGAUCAACUCAUUCAAAAACCGUCAUUAUUAUUGCAAAGCAAAAAAAUAGUUCAUAACUCUCCUCUCACCUGCAUCAGAGCGCAUUACCUACUCAACAUUGAUGGUACGAAUAAUUUUGAUGGCUAUUCUGUGAAUAUCAGCUCGUCCAACACGCACUUAAUUCUAACUUCUUCUUUGGAUAGGACCAUCCGAAUUACUGAUUCGAGACAAUCAGGAGUGUCUAACUCUGUAUGCUUUUGUCCCUACCUUACAUCAACAGAACUUGAAUAUGACUCGAUCACAUGUUGUGAAUGGAAUAGGUCCAAUGUAAAUUACUGUUUUGCAAGUCUUUCUAACGGCUCAAUUUUAUGCUAUGAUAUAAGAAAACCUUCUGAGCCUUUUCUGACCACUGGUGACAAGUCUCACGCACAAUUACAUUCCAUGUUUCACGUUCCAAAUGUUGGAUUGAUUGUUUCAAACUCAUCAUCCAUAAGAUGCUACGAUGAAAAUUAUUCUGGUUACACAAAAUCAUAUAAUCUUUUUUCUGGAAACAUUACUUCUCUUCAAUUCAACCAUGUCACAAAUACUUGCAUGUUUGUCGGAAAAGAAAAUUCAAAGCAAAGCACUGUCCAAUUUUUCAAACUGAACGACAAGAUACAAGCUAUUUGUACCGAUACUUUGGAUAUUAACUACCACAAAGAAGAACUGCUGCUUGGUAGAUCAGUCUUUACUUCUAGUGCUCACAACAACAAUACUCUAGCCGUUCCAAAAACUAAUGAUCAUUGUGUGGAAAUUUAUCGAUCUUAUGGGGACAAGGAAUUUCAACUAUUCACAGAGAUUGUUGAAAGUGAUAAUUCUCCUUAUGAAAAUGUUGCCCUGUUCAACAAUAACCUAUUUUUACUGAGUACUCAUCGUCUCGCCAUGUAUCAAAUCUGA
Messenger RNA from Naegleria fowleri, 2847 nucleotides. RefSeq lists its product as uncharacterized. The record is from RefSeq and is a predicted model, not a curated record. Gene Ontology annotation, cellular component: nucleus. The transcript has a single exon. The coding region runs from base 1 to 2847 and encodes 948 amino acids. Gene Ontology annotation, biological process: interstrand cross-link repair; protein ubiquitination. Gene Ontology annotation, molecular function: ubiquitin protein ligase activity; protein binding. Lineage: Eukaryota; Heterolobosea; Eutetramitea; Acrasida; Naegleriidae.